AUGGCGCUCGAGUGGGCGUUCGUCACUGACGUCGGCCCUGGCGCUGCCUUGCCGCCUGACACGGCGUGGCGCAAGCUCAGCGCCCGACAGAGCAACCGCGCGGCUGCUGGCCAGGACGGCGAGACGCAUUCUGAAAUGGAAAAGAAUUGCGCCACAGCUGACCCCGACCUUGAGGACAUCAUUGUUCGCCCUUCCUUCGACGUUGAGGUGGAGGCCCGCACUUGCGACGUAAGCUUCAUCACCCAUGACGGCGCCACGACCACUGUGACGGAUAUCAGUUGGAGCGCAACCUGGAAGUACGUGGAGAGCCGCGUCCAGGAUACUUCUCGGCUGAUCGUGAAGAACACGUUCCUCGACGUGCCAGAGGACGCCGCCCGUCCCCCGCGGCGCAGCGCAUCUGUUCCUGCGCGGGGCGGCAGGGAUGCCGACGACCCGAUGGCGGGCGGGCUUGCGCCCGGCCAGGCCUCGCCGCGCCCCGAGGAACGCACCCCCAGCGGUCGUGCUUAUCCGAUCUCCAGGGCCUCCCACUCGAGGCUGGUGAAAGAGUUGACGCACAUCAACUCCACGCUCACUCCUGCGCGGGGCUACGCGCAGAUGCCAGUUGGCAAUUCUUCCUUCAAAACAAAAAGCGUCAACUGGCAGGUGCCGCCCCGCGCCGCGGUGGCCUGGCGCACUGUGUCGAGGCACCAGGUAUACGACAAUCCUACUGACAUCGAGAACCUCGACUCGAUCGUCAAAGACUUCGCGAGGCCAGGCUUCUGCGAGCCCGCGCGCGCGCCCCCCUGGCGCCGCUCCGCUGUUCGCAGGUCCAAGACAGACCGCGGCUCGCACUCCGCGAGCGAGCGGCAGGCCGCCGUGCACGCGGCGGAGUCUACCCAGGCGAUCGAAAGGAUCUCGAUUGCCGUGAAGAAGCAGCGCGAGAAGUUUGUCAAGAAGCGAGAGAAGACGAUCGUUUUCGGGGUUGGCAACGACCGCGACUGGAGGGACGCUGAAGCAGAUGAAGCAGUCUUUGAAAGGGCAGCCAAGGCGGACGACCCCGAGAGCGUGGAAUGGGAGCAAUGGGCGGGCAUCGUGGAGCGAGGCCGGCCCGAGUCGCUGGUGCUGGCGAAGACUACCGCGGCUCCCACGGUGAAGAGGGCUCCUGGGCCAGGCGCAAUCAGGAAGGUCGAUUGGGCGCCUCUGGCAAACCGCUACUUGAAAGGUAGGCGCAUUAUUUUGCAUACGGACCGCGCUAAGAGCUACGCCAUGCGAGUUGAGGGAGUGUUGCACGAUUCAGUGCGGCACUGCAAAAAGAGAGUGAACAAGAAUGGAAAGUGGGUGUGGAUGAAGCCGUGCUACGCGCGCUUGGCAACUCAUAAGCUUCCAUGUGGUAGGAAGUUGCGCACCAAGGCCGGCUCCCAGGUUAUCGACAGCGCUUGGAAAUACAUCCGCUCAACCUUGGGUGGCCAGACAAUGGUGCCCAAUUCUGAGACGGCCGCCACUGCAAUUCGCAGCGCCCAGUGGCUAUACUGGCACACGGGCAAAGACCUUUGGGCCGAGAUGGGAUCCACGUUCUGUGCCAACUUUUGGCGGAGGUAA
Messenger RNA from Prorocentrum cordatum, 1578 nucleotides. NCBI's taxonomy places the organism in Eukaryota, Dinophyceae, Prorocentrales, Prorocentraceae. The record is from the annotation of a GenBank genome assembly.